Dicrocoelium dendriticum is the source of this 2188-nucleotide messenger RNA. NCBI's taxonomy places the organism in Eukaryota, Metazoa, Platyhelminthes, Trematoda, Plagiorchiida, Dicrocoeliidae. The record is from the annotation of a GenBank genome assembly.
CGAAUGACCCUGUGGGGUUUGAGUGUGUAGAGCGAAUCGGCGGCUGCAUAACUCACAAAGUACCGGCACUCAGUGUUUUGAUCUACAACUGAGGUCGAUUUUCGCAAGGCGAAGAAUGGUGAUGAAUAAUUUAAACAAGAAACACUUCGGCACAGUUAAGUCACCACCCUGAUCAGGUGUACCGGAUCAAGGGUUGUUUGUGGAGCUAGUUCACACAAUGACAUUUUUGUGUUGCACUGGGCCACUAUCUCAGGAAGAGGAAAACAGCAGAAAAGCCAAACACAUUUCACGUUUAAUCGGUAGACAACUGAAAAAAUCUUACAAGAAUGAAUCAAAGUGUCUGAAACUACUACUUCUGGGUACGGGAGAAUCGGGAAAAUCCACAGUACUGAAACAGAUGAAGAUAAUUCACAUCAAUGGAUACACAGUUCGGGAAAAACUGGAAUUUGUCCUUCCCGUUCACAAGAACAUACAUGAUGCGAUGCUGUCCCUCUUGGGGGGAAUGCGCUUACUUGGAGAAGAGUUUCAGAAUCCCGAAAACGCAGUACUUGCUCAGCAGUUGUUAGAUGGCUCCAUUGCGGAACCUCAUGGAUACUCACAAGCUUUUUUUGAUACAGUCGAGCAACUUUGGAAGGAUCAAAAUAUUCAGAAGGUAUUUGCCAAAGCCAACGAAUACCAACUACUGGAUUCUGCGAAGUACUUCCUGGAUCGCAUUCCUUUUAUUCGUGCAAAAGACUACAUACCUUCGGAUCAGGACAUACUCCGGUGUCGUACAAUGACUGACGGCGUCAAUGAAGUUUGCUUCAGUAUCAACACCGGCCAAAAGAACGCUGUGACAUUCCGUGUGUUUGACGUAAGCGGUCAGCGUGGAGCACGGAAGAAGUGGAUUCAAUUAUUCGAUAACGUCACCGCCAUCUUGUUUUUGGUCGACACCAGUAGUUUUGACCAGAUGUUGCGGGAAGACCAUCAACAAAAUCGUUUGGUUGACUCGUUGGAAGUUUUUGAACAGGCAUGGAGUAACAAGUAUUUGAAAUCAGUUCCAAUGAUUGUAUUUCUUAAUAAGAUAGACGUGCUGGACGAAAAAAUUCGUCUCGGACGACGCAUCUCUCGACUGCACUCAUUCGUCGCCAACUGGCACGAUAUGAACGAAAUUCGUCGAAUGCACGUAUCCCAUUCAUCUAUGAAUGAGUCAACGGGAAAUUCCGAGAGUGCACUCCACGAAUCACUUCUCAGCUGCUACUCACAAACCUCCACUGCAGAUGUCACAGUAUUCCAGUCGACCUAUCCCCACUUGGUCUCUUCUAGUCCUCUUCGGAAAAUCGAUGAGAACGUUACUGUCAAUGUGGCUGCCCCAACAUUCUUGACGCAGCCCAUGGAGCAUUCUUCAUCAAACAACUGCUCUGAAGCUAAACAUAAACGAACAUCACCGAACUCCACGGGACAAUGGAGAAGAAAUUCUUUCACAAGAGCUUUCAGUCACCUUAACCCGAGUAACCACAGCCGAAGAUUUCGACGGAGUUUUCGACAGGCUAAUUUUAUCCCAUUUAGUCCAUCACAGGCUUCCUGUGGUCAGAACAGUAGACUCUCAUGUAUAGCUACCGUGGCUAAAGUUAUACUUGAGUCCCCUUACCAUAGAUUCUAUCCUUCAGCGAAGGAACAGAAGGAAUUUCAAAGGUCUAUUCAAUAUAUUGAACACAAUACAAGUGUUUUAAAUGGAGAAGAUGGUCUAUUGGAACUGCGUCCUCCACAUCCAGAAACCAUCAGAACAGCAUGCUAUAUUAAACACCUCCUAAACAAUUUGACGAAAGUUCCUGUUCUGCCAAAGUCAGAGCAAACGAUGCGCCGCCAGUGUCUUUUUUACUACACUUGCGCAGUGGAUACGGACAGUAUCCGAAACGUUUUGGAAGGUUGCCACAGGUUUCUACUCGAAGACCACCUCGAACGAUAUGGUCUUCUUUGAAACAAUUCACCACGAAAGCGCCUUCAUUCACAACGGAAACCUUAUUUUUUAAUGCUUAUCUCAGACGUGGGUGGCAUCCAUUAUUCUGCACUCCUUUCUUUUGUAUUUACGACAAAAACAUUAGAAAGACAGAUGUCUUUUGUACAACAAAUGUACCCCUGUAACUACUUACAAGUAAGUGGACGCUUCGAGUUCCCUUGCUUCCGAAAUACAAACUGACAACCAACG